Pistacia vera is the source of this 1475-nucleotide messenger RNA. Its product is annotated as SEC14 cytosolic factor-like. The record is from RefSeq and is a predicted model, not a curated record. The coding region runs from base 217 to 1212 and encodes 331 amino acids. NCBI's taxonomy places the organism in Eukaryota, Viridiplantae, Streptophyta, Magnoliopsida, Sapindales, Anacardiaceae. The transcript has 11 exons.
UAUCUGUCUAUACAAAUAAAUUUCUUCUUCCUCUCUCUAGCCAUGGCUGGUGUAUUUUGAAUUUUAUAUAUUUUCUUCUCAUAUGGAGCUCUGAAAAGGCAUAAAUACAGAGAACCAAAUCAAGAAUUGAACCAAACCCAGUUGAGUUUCACCAAGUUUGUCUGGUAAAUUUUUAAUAUUUUUGAGAAAGAAGAACCAUAAAAUAUUCUAGAGGGUAUGGCUCAUCAAGAAGCAAUUAAGCAGCUUCAGUCUUUGAUAGAAGAUGUGGAAGAUGAGUCAAUGAAGGAGACAUUUAAGAAUAUGCACCAAGGUAAUCCAACUGAAACAUUGGUGCGGUUUCUCAAAGCCAGGGAUUGGAAUGUCUCAAAAGCCCAUAAAAUGUUGAUUGAUUGUCUGGAUUGGAGGAUAACUAAUGACAUUGACAAUAUAUUAGCGAGACCAAUUAUCCCUGCUGAAUUGUAUAGAGCAGUGCGAGAUUCUCAGCUUAUAGGUCUAUCAGGUUACUCAAAAGAGGGUCUUCCUGUAAUUGCAGUUGGUGUUGGGCUAAGCACAUAUGACAAAGCGUCUGCAAAUUAUUAUCUGCAAUCACACAUUCAAAUGAAUGAGUACCGGGAUCGUGUAGUGUUGCCUGCUGCAACAAAAAAGUAUGACCGGCACAUUAGUACCUGUCUGAAGAUUUUGGAUAUGACUGGAUUAAAGCUGUCAGCACUGAACCAAAUAAAGCUAAUGACUGCAAUAUCUACAGUAGAUGACUUAAAUUAUCCAGAGAAGACUGAAACAUACUAUAUUGUCAAUGCCCCUUAUAUAUUUUCAGCAUGUUGGAAGGUUGUAAAGCCUCUUCUGCAAGAAAGGACAAAGAAGAAAAUUCAGGUGCUGCAAGGUAAUGGGAGAGACGAGUUGUUGAAGAUAAUGGAUUACAACUCCCUCCCACAUUUUUGUCGAAAAGAAGGCUCUGGGUCAUCCCGAAAUGGAACUAUAGAAAAUUGUUUCUCUUUGGACCACACAUUCCAUCAAAUGGCCUACAACCAUAUGAAACAGCAAGCUGUGCUCAUGGAAUCCGUUUCUCCAAUCAGACAUGGCUCAGUUCAUGUAGAUGUCCCUGAGCCAGACCCUGAAGAUGCCAAAAUUGCAAAGACCAUAGAGUCUGAGUUUCAAAAGCUUGGCAAGAAUGGACUCAUUAAGACAUUGAGCGGCCUCAAAUUUGACGGAUAAUUAGAAUUUAGAGAAUCCUAAUUACAGAUUUGUAGUUAAUAUGUUGUCUUCAGUACCCAACACUUGAUGGUCUGUUACUUAUUCAUGCUGUUGGAGUGACCGAGGCUUUGUACUUCCACCGAUUUAAUGUCAUAGCAUUUACUUGCACCAGCUUGAUGCAAGGGAUGCAAUAACUAAUUUGUUGUAGCUUAACACUCUCACCACUUUUGUCUGGAUUUAUCAUGUUCUACUGAUAACAAGAGUCAGCUCUUCAGAUUUUUAAA